Messenger RNA from Ceutorhynchus assimilis (cabbage seed weevil), 1084 nucleotides. NCBI's taxonomy places the organism in Eukaryota, Metazoa, Arthropoda, Insecta, Coleoptera, Curculionidae. The record is from the annotation of a GenBank genome assembly.
UUAUUUUUCGAUAAAUGCCACACAUUAGGUAGGUACCUACUCUUGUUUUCAUUUUUAGAUCAAUUAUUGAGGAAACUGAUUAGUUAACACUUAGUCAAACAUGUGUGAUAUUAAUUCGGUUACAAAAAACGAAGAAGUUGUAACAUUUCCGAAUGAUGGCUUGUCAACUAUAGAAGAGCUCAGCCAUGACCCACAUGAUAGAUCGCAUGGCUCUGUGACUUUGGACAUUGACCUUUCAAGUGAAGUUCCUACAACAGCUGUGGGUGACAGGUUUGAUGAUCAACCUCCUAAUAAAUCAGAUAAUUCCGAUUUUGAAAAAGUAGAGGAACAUUCUCCAGCGCUUUCAUCCACCAUUACCUUCGAUGCAACAAAAUAUCCAAGUAAAACUAGCGUUAAAAAGAAAAGGAGCAUUGAAGAUGAAGCAGAAGUAGUAAAACGAAGGAAAAAACAGAUCACGUUUGAUAGUGUAACGCUGUUUUAUUUUCCUAGACAGCAAGGUUUCACUUGCGUACCGUCUAAAGGUGGCUCUACUUUAGGCAUGAGUACCCAACACUCGCAAGUGGUGAAGUUUUCUAUCGAGGACCAUGCCAUCCAACAACGCAGGAUACAUCGACGACUGAUACUGAAACAGUUGAAAAUAGAUGAAAAUGGCAGCGUUAGCGAAAAUGAAUUCAGUGACGCUUCAUCAGAACCUGAAUUCAGCAGUCGAUAUUUCCUACCAAGACUUACCCCAAAAAACAGACGUGCCCUCUUAAGAGCUGCUGAAGUGCGAAAAAUCGACUCUUUGGAUGAAGACGAAUGCAGAGAUCUCAGAGAUUCCAGAGACAAUUGUGGCUGCGAGUGUGAGGACUACUGUGACCCGGAUUCGUGUUCUUGUAGCCAGAACGGUAUAAAAUGUCAAGUAGAUUUUUUAAAUUUCCCAUGCGCUUGUACCAGAGAGAAUUGUGGGAAUACAUCAGGUAGAACCGAGUUUAAUACGGAUAAAAUGCGAACUCAUUUGAAAGACACUUUAUUGAGGCUGGACCUGGAAAAGACACAAGAAGAUGUGCGAAAAAGUAAUAAGGAUAUUCUUUCGAGUAAAUGA